Ostreobium quekettii is the source of this 1245-nucleotide messenger RNA. The record is from the annotation of a GenBank genome assembly. NCBI's taxonomy places the organism in Eukaryota, Viridiplantae, Chlorophyta, Ulvophyceae, Bryopsidales, Ostreobiaceae.
AUGAAGCAUCCAAGCGACGUCGAAGAUGUCAAGAGGGAGAUUCAGAUUCUGCACACCCUAGCCGGCCAUCCCAACGUGGUGACACUCAAGGCGGUCUACGAAGAUUCGGAGAAUAUUCACUUAGUCAUGGAGCUGUGCACCGGUGGGGAGCUGUUCGAGAGGAUCUGCGACAGGGGCGCGUACACUGAGCAGGACGCCGCAGACGCCAUACGCACCAUGCUGCAGGUCGUUGCCCAUUGCCACGACAUGGGCAUCAUCCACCGCGACCUGAAGCCCGAAAAUUUUCUGCUGGCUGAUCCUUCCGAUUACGCCCCGCUCAAGGCCAUUGACUUUGGACUGUCAGCAUUCUUCAAGGAGGGCCAGGUGAUGGACGAGGUGGUCGGCACGCCAUACUAUGUCGCGCCCGAGGUCUUAAACAAGCACUACAGCAAGGAGGCGGAUGUCUGGUCCAUGGGCGUCAUCCUGUACAUAUUACUAAUCGGGGUGCCCCCUUUCUACAAGGACACGGACGAGGAGAUCUUCGAGGCCAUACAGGAUGGCUACGUGGACUUCGAGUGCGACCCAUGGCCAGACAUCUCGGACGCCGCGCUGGACAUGUGCCAGCGGAUGCUGGCCAUGGAUCCGAGCCAGCGACCUACAGCAGACGAGCUCCUGUGCCAUCCCUUUUUGGCGGAGGGCGACGCAGUGUGCUGCCGGCCGCUCAACCCCGUGGUGGGCCGGCUGCGCGGCUUUGCGGCGAUGAAUAAGUUGAAAAAAGAGGCGCUGAAGAUCAUCGCGUCGCAGAUGCCCAAGGCGGAGAUCGAGGGCCUGCGGCAGAUAUUCUUGUCGCUGGACGAGGACGGCAAUGGCAAGAUCACGGUGGAUGAGUUGCGGGAGGGUCUGAGGCAGAAAGGUGGAAUGCUCCCAGAAGCCGACCUGUACCGCCUCAUCGACGGCAUCGAUCUGGACGGCAACGGCGCGGUGGACUACGAGGAGUUUCUGGCGGCGACCCUAAACCUAAACAACCUGCAGUCCGACGAUAGUUUAGUUCGGGCCUUCCGCCACUUCGACACGGACGACAGCGGCAGCAUCACGCGGGACGAGAUGUUCGAGGCGCUAAAAGGGUAUGGGAUCACGGACCGCGGCAUCAACCAGAUCCUGUGUGAAGCGGACAAGGACGGCAACGGCGCCAUCGACUUCGAGGAGUUCUGCGAAAUGAUCCUGGGAGCGGGCAACGCCUUUGGCCGCGGGCGCUACUCGCGCUGA